CACAAAAGCGCCACAAAUGAGCCAGCGAUCUUUGAUUUUCGGUCAGCACUUGUUCGCAUCCCCCGUAAGAGAUUUCGGUGGACAUCCCGCUGGGCGCAUUAACAAAGUCCCAGACAAAAACAGCACCCAGAUGGAUCCGAUCCCAUCCGAUCCUCGCCAGCCAGUCAGCCAGCCUACCAGCCAGUGUAGGCCCAGAAAACGUUUCAAUUUGUAUGCCCCCAUGCGCAGGUCCUACUCCUCCUCGUUGGUGUUGUUUGGGUAUCAAAUUGCAGGCAUUUGUCAACGGAGCGGGACACUGCGCACCCAGUCACCUAUAAAUUAGAGACUCGUUAGAGAUAGCUUAGUCCGGUGCCCAGAUUUGGAGCGCAGAGUAUCCUGUCUCUGCUCCCGCUGAUAAGAAGGUCCGAUCCCACAAUUGGCUCAUAACUAAUUGGUGUCACUUGGAUGGCGAUAAGGCCUGGGGAACUGUGAGAAAUGCCGGGCGAUAAUCUAUUCUGAAUUUAUGGUCGCUGAUUGGGGCGUGAAAUUGGAAACGAGGAUAAUGUGAGGUACAAAUUUCAAGUAAUACAUUUAAUAUAAACAUAAAAAGAAGGUUUAAACAAAAUGUAUUACAAAUGUAUUAACAAGUUUUAAAUUUAUUUGUGCUGAUUUGCUAUUAAUACCAAUUAAAGUAACCAAUCGAAAGUAUCAAAGUUUGACAAGUAAAAUAAGUUGUAAUAUAGAAUAACAUUCUUGAAUAAGUGUAACAUGGAUCUGGAGAAGAAUCUGCUGAGAGUAAUGGCGGACAGCAUGUUGAACGAUGUCAUAACCACCAGAGCGUACGAAUGGGUUUUCAAGCGAUACGAAAGGCUUUUUAAGGAUAAGAUAGUCAUGGACGUGGGUUGUCGCAGUGGAUUGCUCAGUCUGAUGAGCGUGGAAGCGGGUGCCGUCAAAGUCAUGGCGCUGGGCAAUAUGGAAAGUGCGGAAUUUGUGAAGAAUGCUUUUAGUAACAACGAGAAGGAGGAUAUCUUCGAGUUUGUCGAGGGUGAUAUCCACGAGAUAGUCCUGCCCUGCGGCCUGAAGAAGGUGGAUAUAAUAGUGUCCGAGUGGAUGGGCCACUCUAUUUUUGUGGAAUCGCUCUUUAAGGAGGUCAUCUAUGCCAGGGAAAAGUGGCUGGUCAAAGGCGGUCUCAUCAUACCCAAUGUGGCCCAUCUAUUUGUCUGCGGAAUCGCAGAGCAUCCGCGAGAGACCAUCGAAGUGAAUAUCCUUCCGCAGACGGACUAUCCUGGUCGAAGCUAUAUGGUCAGAGAGCCCGUAUCCCUGAUAGAGGAUUACGUGGCCAAGGAGCAGAUGGUAACUGAAAAGUUCCUUCUGAAAACCAUCGAUCUCCGCACUGCCCAAAUAGACGAUGAGAGCUUCAGGGUUCCAUUUAAGCUACGUGGCUUGACGGACAGUCCACUUGGAGCCGUGGUUCUCUACUCAGAUAUUGGAUUCUGCCGGCCGAAGGGAAAGUUUAGACUCUUAUUUUCCACAGGUCCCAAGCGACCUCGCACCUAUUUGAGGCAAACUAUAUUGUUUAUGGACGAUCCCGUCGUGGUGGCCAAGCGGGAGCUGGUAAUCGGAGACCUUGGGAUGUACUACAAGCCCGAUGAGCAUCGCGAAGUGGAGUACUCCUUCUCGCUCGCCAGCUCCAAAGUCGCCAAUUCAGGAUCUGAGGAGUAGGUGGAGCACGAGGAUGUUUCGGGUACAGAUAGCGACCAAGCGAGUGACGUGGAUUUGAGCGAAAUAAAAGGGGCCUAUUCUUGUUGA
Drosophila yakuba is the source of this 1788-nucleotide messenger RNA. It is a transcript of the gene Art9, whose product is annotated as probable protein arginine N-methyltransferase 1.2. The record is from RefSeq and is a predicted model, not a curated record. Bases 748 to 1701 code for a protein of 317 amino acids. NCBI's taxonomy places the organism in Eukaryota, Metazoa, Arthropoda, Insecta, Diptera, Drosophilidae. Gene Ontology annotation, molecular function: protein-arginine N-methyltransferase activity. Gene Ontology annotation, biological process: peptidyl-arginine methylation. Gene Ontology annotation, cellular component: nucleus. The transcript is spliced from 3 exons.